This is a messenger RNA of Amoebophrya sp. A25, 1168 nucleotides long. Lineage: Eukaryota; Dinophyceae; Syndiniales; Amoebophryaceae. The record is from the annotation of a GenBank genome assembly.
AGAGGCUAUUCGCAGCAAUCAUUAGGAUUACCUGGAAGGCCAAAAAAGAUUUUGCAUUAAGAUUCGCCGAUAUUGAUAUCCACAAGGAGGAGGUGGACCGGCGCGCAUCGCCAACUUCUGCAUCUGGGUCUGCUCCCAUGCUUGUUGAGGAGGAACGUGAAGAAACUAAGACUAAAGAAGAUCUUGGAGGAAGUGCGGGCGCCUCUCCUCUACUUCCUACUGAUCAACAGCAACAAGCUGCGGAACAAUUGCAGCAGAGCAAGGAGCAAGCCAGAAGAUACGCGACACGGCAAAAUGCAAGGAAGGAAUUUAGCAACCACGACAACUUUGAGAAAAUCAAGGAGAUUCUGCCCGCAUUGCUCGCGUACAGGAAAUCGAGACCGAGUUUUCGCGAUCUGGAAACUAUGCAGUGGUCGCACGUUGAUCCCUUGUCGGCGCAGAUACUCUCCAGCGAAGAAAAUGCUGAAGGUUCAAGGUCAUCAACGAGCAGCAGUUCCGACAAGAAAAAUGCCCUGGAAGUUGGUCUGCGGAUGUUCAGGACUUGGUUGUAUUCGGAAGAUAUCCAGAGCUGCAACGGUUUGGUUUUCACCGGACCGCAAGGAGCCGACCCUAGAAUCGCCUACGCCACAAAGGACUCCGCUCUAGAUCAUGGGGCCUCUGGUUCUCCUGCGAGUACAAUUAUGCACAACCUCGCGGCUUCCAUUCCAAGAUCAAAGGAGAAGUGGAACCCCCUAAUCCGCAUGUUCUGCGAGUUAGCGGCUGUAGAUCUAUCCUUACCUGUCGUCGCAUCAGUGCAUGUUCUGACGAAGAAUUACGUUUUUAUCCGGGAGGAGACGGACCGGGGGAAUGACGAAGCAGUGUACUUCCACAGACAUGCUCGAACCGGGAAAAGACUUCCACGGACACUUCUGGGUCUUGUUCGCAUGCACCGGGAGGACGUUUUUCAGCAAUGGCUUCACUUGGUCAAUGCUUUGAAAGACAAUAAAGUAGUACUUGCAAUAAAUCAUAAUCAUUUCUCCUCGGGGGCAAGCUCAGCUACAACUACAAGCGCAAGUGCAGCAAGCACAGGCGCAACAACAAGUGCAACUAGUACAAGUCGUUCUUCUUCCGACGUUUGGGACCUCGUUCUCUACCCGGAUCAAUUACAGAAAGCGCUGAUGGAGAUGGG